Patiria miniata (bat star) is the source of this 2162-nucleotide messenger RNA. It is a transcript of the gene ift57, whose product is annotated as intraflagellar transport protein 57 homolog. Bases 366 to 1598 code for a protein of 410 amino acids. The record is from RefSeq and is a predicted model, not a curated record. Gene Ontology annotation, biological process: intraciliary transport; non-motile cilium assembly. Lineage: Eukaryota; Metazoa; Echinodermata; Asteroidea; Valvatida; Asterinidae. Gene Ontology annotation, cellular component: cilium; centrosome; intraciliary transport particle B. The transcript is spliced from 10 exons.
CAAUAAAAGAUUGGGAGUCUGGGAGCAAUACCAUUUGUAAAUAGUUUUGGUUGUGCUUGGCGAUGAACGCUGUUGUCAUUUCUUGCCGACCAAAACCAACUUGGAACAUCACAUUUUGAAAUCGAUGGACUAUGGAAUGCCUGAAGAGUCAAUGUUAAGCUCAAAUGCAUGUUUGAUGUACUUCAGCAAGGGGUCGCAGCAUGAGUGUUGAAGGAGUAUAACAUGCUUCUUCGUCAUAUUUAAGAUAUUGAGAGUUAGUCUGUAGAGCACAAGAAACACUGACAAUAGCAUAAGCCUGUCAUCGACAGCAUCCAUUACACUCAGUGGACAGUGGCAGUGAUUGACAGCUGUGCCGACCAAUCACGAUGGCCGAGGAGACCAGGAGGGGCGGGGCCGAGGCGGAGGGGGAGUCAGGGCCGGGCCAGACCUACAUGCACUUUGUAAUCAUGGAGGAUUUGAUGGACAAGUUGAAGUUGAUGGACUACGAGGAAGGCUUUCUGAAGGGUCUGGCCUUUAAGCCACUCUCAAGACAUUAUUUCGCCAUACCUACAAAUCCCGGUGAGCAGUUCUACAUGUUUACUUCACUAUCGGCAUGGCUCAUCAACCAGGCUGGGAAAAACUUUGAUCAGCCGCAAGAGUAUGACGAUCCAAACGCCACCAUCUCCAGCAUCCUGGACGAGGUACGUCGCAUCGGAGCCGCCGUAGAUUUCCCUCCGGCUAAACUGAAGGCAGGCUGGGGAGAGCACUGCAUCUAUGUCAUCGACAAACUGGCCGAUGAGGCACUGCGGCAGACCAGCUUCAAUUGGGGCAGGCCUGUUUAUCCUGAGGAGGAGAUGGAAGAGGAAUCGGCCAUCGAGGACGAUGUGGAAGUCACCUUGGAUAAAGCAGAGGAAGAAAUGGCGGACGUUGAUGAAGACUUGGAAGAGGAGGAGAGUUUCCUAGAUCUGGAAGGACUGAGAAAUUUGAAAACGAAGGACACAACGGAGAGCACUCGCAUGGAGGAGAUCAUGGAGUCCACCACCGACGCCAACGAGUGGAAGCUGGAAGUGGAGCGCGUGGUGCCGUCGCUGAAGGUCCACAUUCGCACCGACAACAAAGAUUGGAGGACGCACGUGGACCUGAUGCACCAGCACCGGGACGGCAUACAGUCCGCAUUGACUGAUACUAAGGGUUAUCUUGACAAGCUUCACAAGGAGAUCAGUCGCACCCUGGAGAAGAUCACCAGCCGUGAGAAGUACAUCAACAAUCAACUAGAGCACAUGCUGCAGGAAUACCGAGGCAUGCAGGACAACUCCGCUGAGAUGAAGGAGCAGUAUCGUCAGGCCAGCGGAGGCGUGACGGAGCGGACCCGCUCGCUGGCGGAAAUCACCGAGGAUCUGGAGAAAGUCAAGCAGGAGAUGGAGGAGAGAGGCUCCAGCAUGACAGACGGAUCCCCGCUUGUUAAAAUCAAGCAAGCGCUGCAGCGGCUGAAGACCGAGGUCACCCAAAUGGAUGUCAGAAUAGGCGUGGUGGAGCACUCCUUGCUACAAGCCAGACUGAAGGAUAAAAACAACCUGCAGAAAGACAUGAACGAACCCGCCGGCCAGUUUGCAUUUUGAUCGGAUUUUGAUCUCCUUAUUUUAGAGAUGUUUAUUACCUAAAUCAAGAAUUGUAUUCAAAGCCUCACAAGUCAAUUAUUUUUCAAUCACAAGUGUAUUGCCGGUGUUUCACAAGUCAAUCACAAGGCGAUCGCUAGUCCAUCACAAGUCAAUUACAUGUCAAGUACAUGUCAAUCACAUUGUCAAUCACAUGUCAAUCACAUGUCAAGUACAUGUCAAUCACAUGUCAAUCACAAUUUCACAAUUCAAUCAAGAGUCCGCCAUAAGUCAAUUGCAAGUUAAUCACGAGUUAAUUACUUAUCAAUCAUAAGUUGGUCACAAGUCAAGCGCAAGUCAGUCAGAAAUCAGUUGCUAGCCCAUCACAGCUCAGUCACAUGUCCAUCACAAAUAAUGACAAGUCAAUCACCAUUUGAUUAUGAUUCAAUCACACAUCAAUCAGAAGUCAAUCACAAGCCAAUCACAAGUCAAUGACUUUGAAAAGUCCAUCUCAGGUCCAUCACAUAUCCAAGAGAAGGCAAUCGCUAGUUGAUAAUAAGUCAAACACAAGUCAAUCACAAAUCAAUC